AUAUGAGGCUUGAGUCUAGUAAUCUAUCAACUUAAGCUUUUGGGUUGCAGAUGAGUUCAAGUCUGUAUAGGUGCAAGUGAAUAUUUUACAAAAUUCAUGGCAAUCAACACUCUGGCCAACCGUAUAUCUGUUUCAAACAGCAUAAGCUCCGAUGAUCGACCAGAGUGAGGCACCUGCGUACCUGUGGUUAAUUAAUUAGUUAUGGGUUUUCGGCAAUGGAAAUAGCCAAAAUGUGUGUUCUACUUUGUUCUGUUUGCUUUGUGUUUUGUUAUUCGCACCCGAAGAUGCAUGAGCUGUCUGAUAAUCUACUAAUGGUAAAUUUGGGAUUCUCCUCAACACUGCGUUAGGGGCUGCUAUAUAUAUCCCCUCAUCUAUGUUUAUGUGAACUAACAAUAACACCCAACGUACGUACAUACGUCCCUUCUGGCCAUAAGCCCUGCAAUCUCCGCAUUGAGCCUAGACAUGGAAGUCGUCUGCCCCUUCAAGAUGUUCCUAAUUCCCAUUUGCCGGGAACGUGUGUUUAAGGGGUUGGUCAUCGACGCACACAAUCUCAUCCCUGAGCUGGCCCCUCAUAUCAUGAAGAGCAUCAAAACCGUCCAUGGAGAUGGAGGACCUGGAACCAUCAGGGAGUGCACCUACAAUGAAGAAUCUGGAUACUCAGGCCUUACGAGCACAUUGAGGAUUGACAUCCUCGAUGCAGAAAACUUCGUUUACAGGCACACCAUAAUCAAGGGCGUGGUAUACGGGAGGAUGCAUUCGGUGGUCCAUGAGAUGAAAUUCGAAUCUUUAGGCCACGACAAAUGCAUAUGUAAGGUGUCAACUGAGUACCAUCUGAAGGAAGGUAUCACGUUCCCAGAAGAGGACGUCCUGAAGGGCGGCAGACUCGUUAUGGGGCUCUGCAAAACCAUUGUAGAUUACCUUGUUGCAAACCCCAAUGCCUACGCUUAGACCAUGUGAUGGAAUUUCACUCCGUUUUUUUUUUUUUAAUCCAGUUAGCUUCCUUCUGAUUUUGAUGUAAUUACCCACAAUCAGUUUCGAGACUCUAAGCUUAUUAGAAUGAGUAGAUAUAUACUUCUUCAUAGAUAAGAUUGAAGUUUUCAUUAUUAGGUGAAAUUGCAAUUAAAUUUUCCAGAUCAGAUCAAAUUCCUCUAGGCGUUUGUCCAGAUUCCAUUGCACCAG
This is a messenger RNA of Punica granatum (pomegranate), 1179 nucleotides long. NCBI's taxonomy places the organism in Eukaryota, Viridiplantae, Streptophyta, Magnoliopsida, Myrtales, Lythraceae. The record is from RefSeq and is a predicted model, not a curated record.